This is a messenger RNA of Onthophagus taurus, 3414 nucleotides long. RefSeq names its product nuclear transcription factor, X-box binding stc (gene stc). Lineage: Eukaryota; Metazoa; Arthropoda; Insecta; Coleoptera; Scarabaeidae. Gene Ontology annotation, biological process: negative regulation of transcription by RNA polymerase II. Gene Ontology annotation, molecular function: RNA polymerase II transcription regulatory region sequence-specific DNA binding; DNA-binding transcription factor activity, RNA polymerase II-specific; zinc ion binding. The record is from RefSeq and is a predicted model, not a curated record. Gene Ontology annotation, cellular component: nucleus.
CUUCACCCGACAGAACGAAUUUGACACUUGCGAUUUUUGGGUGAGUGAUGGUUUAGUUUUCAAAAUUUCCUCCUAAAUUAUUUUUCCUUUUCGGAUCGUUAAGAGUAAAUUCGUCUUAGGUUUAAGUUUCCUUACUCGCGCGCGUUUCGUAUUUUAAGUUUUCUCGCGCGUUGAAACCCGUUCGUCAGACCUCGAUCGCCCUCCUGUUUUUCUAAUUUCACAAUAUUGAACGACUUUCCGUUACAAAACGAUGUCUAAUUGGAACCAAGAUUACUACGCGAACCAGAAUUACCCAGGGAACACAUACCACAACCGUUUUUAUAACAACACCCCAGAACAACCAAGCUACAACAAUUCUUAUUCUGCCGGAAAUUACGUUCCACCAGCUCAAGCUAUGAGCGCCCCGGGCGGUUCCCAAAUCGACGUUUUACGAUCCAAUUUACAUCCCACCGCUGCCGAAUUCAAACCUAGACAAUACCACAAUCCAGAUGGUGUACAGAGUGUUCAGAACACACAAAAUGUUCAGAGUACUUCUGGGACUGUUAAGAAACCUCAAAAAUAUAGGAAUAAUAAAAAGAAUUAUUACAAUAACGGGUAUAGGAGAGGAGGAGAUGAUGACUACGAAAAUGGGGGAUCUGAAAAUAAAGGAGAAGCACAAAGCGUAGAUGGUAGAGACGUUAAGGAGGAGAAUUUCAGUGGUCGAGAUAGAAACGAUAAAUAUUAUAAAGGGUAUCAAAAUCGAAGUAAUAAUUGGUAUGAUAAUAAGGGUGGUAGUGAUAAUAAUAGGAGUGAUUAUAAGAAAAAAUGGGGUGGUAGGAAUAAUUAUAAUAAUAGCAAAUUUAAUAAAAGAAAUGAUAAUAGUUCAGAAGUUAAUUGGAGGGAGAAAAAGGAUUUCAAUAAAGACCCAAAAGAAAAGAGGGGACAAAAAUAUCAAAACGUACAAUCAAAUCAACGUGAACGUCUUCAAGAUCAAUUAGAACGUAAUCAAUUAGAAUGUAUGGUCUGUUGCGAACGCUUACGAAAUACAGAUCCCGUUUGGUCCUGCAAACAAUGUUACAACGUCCUCCACUUAAAAUGUAUAAAACAAUGGGCGAACACCUCCAAACUAGAAUCUGGUUGGAGAUGCCCCGCUUGUCAAAACAUAUAUCCAACGAUUCCCGAAGAAUAUUACUGUUACUGCGAAAAAAUACUUAACCCAAAAUACGAACCAGGCAUGACGCCUCACAGUUGCGGGGAAAUUUGUCAAAGAAAAGGUCGUUUUUGCGAGCACGCUUGUACGUUAUUGUGUCAUCCGGGACCUUGCCCCGAAUGCACCGUUUCCGUUGCAAAACCGUGCGGGUGUGGACGUACAAAAGCGACGGUUGCGUGUAACGCUGAUACUCCCGUUACUUGUCAAAGUAAAUGUGAGAAAUUAUUAAACUGUGGACUGCAUAAAUGCGAGAAAAAUUGUCACGCGGGCGAUUGCUCCCCUUGUACCAAGUAUGUAAAACAAGAAUGUUACUGCGGAAAAGUGGGAAGAACCGUAAUUUGUACCGAAGAAGUUAAAAAUGUCGAUAAAUACGAAUGCGACGAUGUUUGUGGGAAAAUGUUAGCGUGUGGGAAUCAUAAAUGUAUGUUGAUUUGUCAUUCGGGAAGUUGCCCACCGUGCGAAACAAGUCCAGAUGUGGUUACAACUUGUUAUUGCGGACAAACAAAAUUGGCGGUCGUCCGAGAAUCAUGCUUCGAUCCCAUUCCAUCGUGCGAAAAGAUUUGCAAUAAAAUUUUGAAGUGUGGCCAACCUUCACAACCGCAUCGUUGCCAAGAAAAGUGUCACAAAGGUGAAUGCCCAGAUUGUUCUCUAACUACAAUGGUUCGAUGUAGAUGUGGUUAUAUGGAUAAGGAAAUUGCUUGUUCUGAGUUAACUACUAAAGCUGAUGAUGCUAGAUGCCAAAAGAAAUGCACAAAAAUGCGUCUUUGUUGUAAACACAAAUGCAACCAAUUUUGUUGUAUAGAAAUUGAACAUCGCUGCUCGUUAAUUUGUAAUCGAGCUUUAUCUUGCGGAAUCCACCGCUGCGAACAAGAGUGUCAUCGUGGUCGUUGCUUGCCGUGUCCCCGGAUGAGUUUUGAGGAGCUCUUUUGCGAAUGCGGUGCUUGCGUUACUUACCCCCCGAUAGCUUGUGGUACUCGCCCCCCAGAUUGUAACCAACCAUGUUCGAGGCGAAGAGAAUGUGGACAUGAUCCCGGUCAUAAAUGCCAUAUUGGCCCAUGCCCCCCAUGUACUGUUUUAUGUAAACGAUGGUGUCAUGGUAAACAUGAACAGAGAUCAACGAUAUUGUGUUAUCAAGAUGAAUUUAGUUGUGGAUUACCGUGUGGAAAAGAUUUACCAUGUGGUCAACACAAAUGCAUCCAACCUUGCCACACUAAUUCUUGUCCAUUACCUUGUACCCAACCGUGUACAAAACCAAGAGUCGGAUGCGACCAUCCUUGUGCAGCUCCAUGUCACAAAGAUGCUCCUUGCCCCGACACUCCAUGCAAACAAAUAGUAAAAGUUACUUGUGAAUGUGGGUUGCGUUCGAGUACUCGAGUUUGUAUGGAUUUGGCCGGAGAAUAUCAAUCGAUUACAAUGAAACAACUCGCCUCUAAAAUGGCCGAUAUCCAAAAGGGGCAAACGGUUGAUUUAAGUGAUAUAGUCGGGGGGCAAAAGAAAAAUGUUACACCAAAAACUUUGGAAUGUACUGAAGAAUGUCGCGUAGUCGAACGUAAUCGUCGUUUAGCAAUAGGUUUACAAAUUCGUAAUCCCGAUCUUUCCGCAAAAUUAACCCCGAGAUAUUCCGAUUUUAUGAGAACAUGGGCGAAAAAAGAUCCAAGAUUCUGUCAGCACAUUCAUGAUAAACUAUCUGAAUUGGUUCAAUUAGCGAAACAAAGCAAACAAAAAAGUCGAUCGCAUUCAUUUGAAACGAUGAAUCGUGAUAAACGGGCGUUUGUUCACGAAUAUUGCGAACACUUUGGGUGCGAAAGUGCCGCUUAUGACGCCGAACCAAAUCGAAACGUUGUUGCAACAGCUUUUCGAGAUAAAUCCUGGUUGCCGAGUGUGAGCGUUUUGGAGCUUUUGCAAAGGGAAAAUGGACAAAGAAAAGUUCCUGGGCCUAUUUUGAGGAGUACAGUUGCGCCGAAAAAGGAACUGGUUUCUUUGAGGGUUAAUAAUACUCGUUCUGGUGGAAGUGUUAAUUUACAGUCUGGAUCAGCUGGGGAAAUAGUUGAUUGUUAUGAUGAAUAUUAGUAUUUUGAAUAAGAUUUAAUUUUUUUCUGUAUUUGGUAAUUCUGAAUUUUAUGCUAUUAUUGAUUAAUAUUACAUGGAUUAAUUUUUGAUAAGUUGUUUAAAUUUCGUGUUUAUAAGGCAAUUUUUAGAAUUAAACAAACUGUUUUUCUCCAAGA